UCGAGCAGUGUUUGAGAGCACAGUGGCCACGGUGCUGGCUCUGCGCAGGGAGAAGAUGUUUGUGGCAGAGGUGUUCACGGGCCAGGAGUGUGGAGUGGUGCUGGACAGGACCUGUUUCUACGCCGAGCAAGGAGGGCAGACCUACGACGAAGGCUACCUGGUGAAGGCUGACGACAGCAGUGAAGACAAAACCGAGUUCACAGUGAAGAACGUGCAGGUGCGAGGAGGGUACGUGCUGCACGUCGGGACCAUCUACGGCCACUUGAAAGUGGGGGACCAGGUCCGGCUGUUCAUUGACGAGGUGAGCUCUCUGUGCUGGCACCCACUGGAGCGGAUUUCGCUCAACUCCUCCCUUGGCUCCCCGUGGAAUUAUACGCAGAGUGCAGGAGUCGAUUCCGGUGCGUUCUGUGGGGUGCAGCCGUGUGUUCAAUCUGUACGUUCCCAAGUCAGUAUUCGCCGUGAGUUGAGCUGAGACCCUACAGACUUG
This is a messenger RNA of Tupaia belangeri chinensis (Chinese tree shrew), 487 nucleotides long. Its product is annotated as alanine--tRNA ligase, cytoplasmic. Gene Ontology annotation, cellular component: mitochondrion. The coding region runs from base 56 to 472 and encodes 138 amino acids. The record is from RefSeq and is a predicted model, not a curated record. Gene Ontology annotation, molecular function: aminoacyl-tRNA deacylase activity; ATP binding; alanine-tRNA ligase activity. The transcript is spliced from 2 exons. Gene Ontology annotation, biological process: alanyl-tRNA aminoacylation. NCBI's taxonomy places the organism in Eukaryota, Metazoa, Chordata, Mammalia, Scandentia, Tupaiidae.